GGGGGGCUACAGUGGUUGACCUAUCACUUAGAUAUGACUCUAGGAUGGGGAACUUGCAUCCCUCCAGGUGUUGCUGGACUCCAGCUCUCAUCAGCCCCAGCCAGUUUGGCCAGUGAUUACUGGGGGGGGGGGUGUCUGUGUCACAGGUGCCCAACUUCUGCCCUGAAAGAAAAGGCAAACACUCUGGCAGGCCCUGCACCUUCAAAGCAGAAAACUGCUCGCAGUGCAAAGGCUGAAACCCAGCAAUGAGAGAGAUCAUUAGAGAGAGCUAAGUUCCUACCUUUGGAAAUUGUAUCAGGGAUUUCAGGCCAGCUGUCAUGCACCCUUCUGCCUCUGUUGCCCGGUACUCUCCUGAACUUUCCCCAGCUGUCAACAUACUUCUCCUUUACGUGAUGUUGGCAGGAAAAUCCAUGGAUUGGACAAAGGAGCAGGAGUGGCACUUUAUUUCUUUUGAAGUGGUAUUCAGAAGUUAAAUUGCCUCCAGUGAUGGGACAGUGGACCAUGUCCCUGUGUGCUUUUCUAAUCAAAUAACUGCCCUUUAUUUUCCCCAUGCGUGUCUCCCAGCUCUUAGUGUCCAGAGGUAGUGCAGCUAGUAGUGUCUGGAGCUGUUUUCAGACACCAUGUGAAUGUUGUCCAUGUAAACCACAUGAUUGAGGAGGGGUCAGCAAACUUUCUGAAAUCUUCCUUUGUGUUCACAGGUGGUCAGCAUGCCUAUAGCAGCAGCAGAACAAGUUGCAGGCAUGCCAGGAGCAAGCGAGCAAGCAGCCAGCCAACCUGAGGGCUUCAGUCCUGGCCAAGAUGAAGGAGAACACCUGGAUACAGAUGACGCCGAAUGCAUUGAACAAUUCCUCAAUAUGACGGACGAAGAGUUGGCUAAUUUUCAUUCAGAGGAAUGGCUGAGUACUUUCGAAAUGAAAGACGAUACACCGAAUGGCUCCGACAGCGCCAUGGGGGAUCAGUCCGGCUGAACUCAACGUUUAGGUGUUUCUCAGCAGCAGAUUGGUGUGAUGGGAGCCUGAUCCAUCUUGUUAAUACAGUGGUAACUUGGGAUAAGAACUUAAUUCGUUCCGGAGGUCCGUUCUU
Molecule: messenger RNA, 1083 nt
Organism: Podarcis muralis (Common wall lizard)
Lineage: Eukaryota; Metazoa; Chordata; Lepidosauria; Squamata; Lacertidae
Source: RefSeq, a predicted model, not a curated record